Molecule: messenger RNA, 2403 nt
Organism: Rhincodon typus (whale shark)
Lineage: Eukaryota; Metazoa; Chordata; Chondrichthyes; Orectolobiformes; Rhincodontidae
Product: bromodomain-containing protein 4-like
Exons: 14
Coding region: 1-2403 (800 amino acids)
Biological process (GO): chromatin remodeling; positive regulation of transcription elongation by RNA polymerase II
Cellular component (GO): nucleus; chromatin
Molecular function (GO): calcium ion binding
Source: RefSeq, a predicted model, not a curated record
AUGGAGCGUGAGAGCGGUGCCUCGGGAGGCCCGACCACACGGUCAGGAGAGAAUAAGACCGUGGUGCUGAUAGUCAGUGUUGAAGAUGGUACUGUGAAGAUAGAGAAUGGUGGACGUCUUGCAAGUUUAAUGUUGGGGAGAAAGGAAUGGGUCCAGGAUGUGUUUGAGAUGCGUUUUGCAAAAAUUCCAGAUGAACCUGUUGAACCAGUUGUUCCGUCUCCUCCUCCUCUGCCACCUCCAACUAACCAGGUGUCGUCCUCUUCCUCGAGUGACAGCAGCAGUGACAGUUCUUCUGACAGUGACAGUAGCACAGAUGAUUCAGAGGAGGAGCGGGCACAGAGGCUGGCUGAGCUUCAAGAACAGUUGAAAGCGGUGCACGAGCAGCUGGCUGCCCUUUCCCAACCACAACUGUCAAAACCAAAGAAAAAGGAAAAAGACAAGAAAGAAGAGAAAAAGAAAGAAAAGGAAAAAGACAAGAAAGAAGAAAAGAAAAAGAAAGAGGACGUGGAGGAAAAGAAAAGGAGCAAAGCUAAGGAGCAACAGCCAAAAAAAUCAAAGAAGAACAAUGCAAAUACCAGGAAUCUGAAGAGCAUCAAGCCUGGUCCCGCAUAUGACUCUGAGGAGGAGGAUAAGUGCAAACCGAUGACGUAUGAGGAAAAGAGACAACUGAGCCUGGACAUAAACAAACUUCCUGGUGAUAAAUUAGGGCGAGUAGUUCACAUCAUUCAGUCCCGUGAGCCCUCACUAAGAAACUCAAACCCUGAUGAGAUUGAAAUAGACUUUGAAACGUUAAAACCCUCUACGUUGCGAGAGCUAGAACGAUACGUUACAUCAUGUUUACGGAAAAAAGCGAGGAAACCUCAAGUGAAAAAAGUCCCAGGGAAAUCGAACGAUGACCUCCAGCUAGACUCGAAGAGUGAGCUGGAUACCAGGUUACAUGACGUUAGCGGCCAGCUGAGCUCUGGGAAGAAACCAGGCAGAAAAGCUGAGAAGCAUGACGUAAGCAUGGAUGUGGGAGGUCCUUCAAGGAUGAGAAGCAGCAGCAGCUCUUCUGAGUCAGACAGUAGCAGUGACUCCAGCUCCUCUGAGAGCAACGACUCUGAAACAGAGAUGCCACCUAAAGCCAAACAUGGCAGCCACAAGAAUCGCUCUGGACGGGAGCAGAAGAAGAACCACCAUCACCAUCAGCAGCCGCAGCCGAUGAAGCAGUCGCCUCCUCAGUUUAUACCUACUUCUCUUCCAAUCAUGGAGCCGCAGAUAUUGACCAAUGCCUAUGAUGCCAUGCCACACUUUGGACCGCCCAUGAUGCACCUUCCACACCAGAGCGAGCUGCAGACGCAUUUGCCACCUGCUCCUGAGCAGCACUCUCCCCCUCAUCUCACACAACAUUCGGUGGUGUCUCCUCCAGCUUUGCACAGUAGUCUCCCUCAACAGCCAUCCAGACCCAGCGGUAAAGCCGCACCUCUACCUCCAAAACAGCCGCGGCCCCUUGCACAGUCCCCACCCAUGGUCCCACAGCCUAUAUUACAGCCGCCACAGAUGACGCAGCCACCAGCAUUGCUGGAAGAAGAGGAACCACCACCUCGUCUCUCAAUUCCUCUGCAGCCUAGUCAGAUGCAUCUGUACUUGCAACAGCUACAAAAGGCCCAGAAUCAAACUCCACUUCUCUCAACAGUCCAGACUUCAUCCCAAUCCCAACCUCAACCCCCACCUCAGCCAGUCCACAGUCAGCCCCAGCCGCCUCAUACCCAGCCCCAGCCUCUGCCUCACACCCAGCCUCCGCCACAUCCCCAGCCUCAGCCUCUACCCCAGCAGCAGGUGCCACAGCAGCAUCAACCAAGGCCACUUCACAUGCAGUCAAUGCAGUUUCCAUCCCACAUUCAGCAACCACAGCCACAGCAACCACAGCACCAGCCUCCCCAGCAGGCGAAACCCCAGCAGGUUAUUCAGCACCACCACUCGCCACGACAGCCGAAGCCUGACCCCUAUUCUACAGCUCAUUUGGCAGACGUGUCCUCACCGCUCUUGAUGCAUUCCCCACCGCUGCCACAGUUUCCAUCUCUUGUCCAUGGUUGGAAAGUCAUGGGAUUAGGAAUAUCAUACCUAAUCCUGGUGAUCUGCUUUAGCAAUGGGUGGAAUUCAUGGAGAACCAUAGCCAUAAAGUGUGGCGAAGGAUUCUAUUUUGGAAAAAACAGGACAUGCAUUGAUGACAAUGAGUGUGGUGAAACCGAAGCUGAUUUAAGUGGCCGGUGUGGUGUCAACACAGAAUGUUACAAUACGCUCGGGAGUUUCUACUGUACCUGUAAGAAAGGAUACGCCACAUACUCAGGAGAAACUAACUUCACCGCCAUUACACACUGCCGAGGUGAGGAAGCUAAUUACAUGACAUGCUUGUUUUCAUAA